This is a messenger RNA of Diospyros lotus (date-plum), 1668 nucleotides long. Its product is annotated as 3-isopropylmalate dehydrogenase, chloroplastic-like. The record is from RefSeq and is a predicted model, not a curated record. Gene Ontology annotation, molecular function: isocitrate dehydrogenase (NAD+) activity; NAD binding; magnesium ion binding. The transcript is spliced from 7 exons. Gene Ontology annotation, cellular component: mitochondrion. NCBI's taxonomy places the organism in Eukaryota, Viridiplantae, Streptophyta, Magnoliopsida, Ericales, Ebenaceae. Gene Ontology annotation, biological process: isocitrate metabolic process; tricarboxylic acid cycle. The coding region runs from base 70 to 1212 and encodes 380 amino acids.
CCUCUCAUAUUAUGUUUUCCCAUUUCUCUGUAAGAAUUUUCCGGUUAGGGCUCGGCAAAUCGUACUUCUAUGGCUUCCAAAUUCGGGAGACGUCUCCUUGGGAGCCGUCCGGCCGAGCUUGUCUCGGCGACGAACCUUGCUACCCCGGCGGCGACUGUUUUCUCCCGUUUCUUCGACCGGGGCUUCUCCUCCUCCACCGCCGCCGGCUCCGAGCUGAUCCGAGCCACUCUCUUCCCCGGCGACGGCAUCGGUCCCGAGAUUGCCGAAUCCGUCAAAGAGGUAUUCAAAGCAGCUGAAGUGCCGAUUGAAUGGGAGGAGCACUAUGUUGGGCAGGAAAUUGAUCCUAGAACACAGAGUUUUCUGACAUGGGAAAGCUUGGAAUCAGUAAGACGAAACAAGGUUGGCUUGAAAGGGCCAAUGGCUACACCCAUUGGAAAGGGUCACAGAUCACUGAACCUUACUUUAAGGAAAGAACUUAAUUUGUAUGCGAAUGUGAGACCUUGCUACAGUCUUCCUGGCUACAAAACUCGGUAUGAUGAUGUUAAUCUCAUUACUAUCCGUGAAAACACAGAAGGGGAGUACAGUGGCCUUGAACAUCAAGUGGUAAGGGGUGUAGUUGAAAGUCUGAAGAUCAUCACUCGACAUGCUAGUCUUAGAGUGGCUGAAUAUGCCUUUCACUAUGCCAAGACCCAUGGGAGAGGGAGAGUAUCCGCAAUACACAAAGCCAACAUCAUGCAGAAAACUGAUGGUCUUUUCCUUAAGUGUUGUCGUGAGGUUGCAGAGAAGUACCCUGAAAUAAACUACGAGGAAGUCAUCAUAGAUAACUGCUGUAUGAUGCUUGUGAAGAAUCCAAAUCUUUUUGAUGUUCUAGUGAUGCCCAAUCUUUAUGGUGACAUUGUCAGUGACCUUUGUGCUGGGUUGAUUGGGGGCUUGGGCUUAACACCGAGCUGCAAUAUUGGUGAAGGAGGCAUUGCUCUUGCUGAGGCUGUACAUGGUUCAGCGCCUGAUAUUGCUGGAAAGAAUCUGGCAAAUCCAACAGCAUUGUUGUUGAGUGCUGUCACAAUGCUUCACCACCUGGAGAUGCAUGAUAAGGCUGAAAGGAUCCAAGAGGCUAUCCUCAAAACAAUUGCCGAAGGAAAGUACCGAACUGCUGACCUUGGUGGCAGUUCAUCAACUUCUGACUUUACAAAGGCAAUUAUUGGUCAUCUUUGAAGAAUGCACUUGGCACAUAUGACUCUGAUUCUGGAAGAAGCCGUUCCUUGUUAUAUUCUUUUGCAAACAUCUUAAGUAUUCUCUUGUACUUUCUUGAGGGAAUAAGGCCACCUGCACUUGUGGAGAAACCGGAUAUGGCUUCACGCACACGCUCAGUGGCCUUCGCCAUGCUAAGCAAGCAACAGAAACUUCCAAAGAGCAUGGUAGAGAGGAUAAAUUUGUCCCUCUAUGUCCCGAUUUGGUUUGUUAUUUGAUAUCACCUUUCUAGCUUACCUUGGAUGAACUAAAGCAUCCAGAUGUUUCUUUUUCCAUCGUCAUAUGUUCUCCUUGUAUUCAUCUAUGUAGGAGGGCUAGAUCUCUGCGAUUUGUUUUUUCUUCCCCCUGUUUUAACUAUUUAGUAAUAUAGCCACAAGGUUAUUCUUCUUUUGAGCUAAAUACAAGUUUUGAGCUGACAAA